CGGCCAGUGCCUCUGUUUUCGGCUGGAGUUGCGCUCUUCACGCCCGCCCUUAGCAUGUCCGAGACUGCGCCCGCCGCACCCGCUGCUCCGGCCCCUGCCGAGAAGACGCCAGUAAAAAAGAAGGCCCGCAAGUCUGCAGGUGCUGCGAAACGCAAGGCGUCUGGGCCCCCAGUGUCCGAGCUCAUCACCAAGGCGGUGGCUGCUUCCAAGGAGCGCAGUGGCGUUUCCCUUGCCGCGCUCAAGAAGGCGCUGGCUGCUGCUGGCUAUGAUGUGGAGAAGAACAACAGCCGUAUCAAGUUGGGUCUUAAAAGCUUGGUGAGCAAGGGCACUCUGGUGCAAACCAAGGGCACCGGUGCAUCGGGCUCCUUCAAGCUUAACAAGAAGGCGGCUUCUGGGGAACCCAAACCUAAGGCCAAGAAGGCGGGCGCGGCGAAAGCCAAGAAGCCCGCGGGAGCGGCUAAAAAGGCUAAGAAGACGGCGGGGACCGCCACCCCAAAAAAGAGCACCAAGAAGACCCCAAAGAAGGCGAAGAAGCCCGCUGCGGCUGCAGGUGUCAAAAAGGCGAAGAGCCCGAAGAAGGCGAAAGCGGCCAAGCCCAAGAAAGCGCCUAAAAGCCCAGCAAAGGCCAAAACGGUGAAACCCAAGGCGGCUAAACCAAAGACCGCCAAGCCCAAGUCAGCUAAGCCAAAGAAGACGGCAGCCAAAAAGAAAUAGGAACUUCUUUGGCCAGCUGCUUAGAGGCUUAACACAACCCAAAGGCUCUUUUCAGAG
Orycteropus afer afer is the source of this 771-nucleotide messenger RNA. It is a transcript of the gene H1-4, whose product is annotated as H1.4 linker histone, cluster member. Gene Ontology annotation, molecular function: DNA binding; structural constituent of chromatin. NCBI's taxonomy places the organism in Eukaryota, Metazoa, Chordata, Mammalia, Tubulidentata, Orycteropodidae. Gene Ontology annotation, biological process: nucleosome assembly. The record is from RefSeq and is a predicted model, not a curated record. Gene Ontology annotation, cellular component: nucleosome.